CGAGUCAGUAAGCUGUGAACGAUCGGACGCGCUAGAUCGCAUAAGUGGCCGCGUCGUAGAGAGCCGGACUCCGCCUCGAUAGGGAUAGGAUAGGGAGAGGAGCGAACGUGUGUAGUAGGCAAUAGGCAACACCAGGGGAGACAGCGGAACACACGGCCGAAGAGUUCCAAAUCCGGGGUGUUACGGUGUUGACAUUUGUUUUCUCGGAUAUUGUUAGAGGCGGUUUUAAAAAUAGCGAAGAUCCAAUUCUAGAAUAGUGACCCCAAACGACGACAACGAAGACAACGACGACGACGACGACGUUCGAAGAGAUCAAUUAGUGCUGGAAUCAUCAUAAAAAACCGUUGGAGUGUUUGGAAGGCAAAGUGUCGUGUCGGGAAUAAGUGUCGCAAGUCCGCAAGUACGGAGUCAGUGCAAAAGUGUUCAAAAAAAAACAAGCGCGCUGUUCUGAGACAGCAACACAACCAGUUACAGUUGGCAGUUGUGGCAGUUCAAAUUUCAGCUGAGGACAGCAGCCGCCUAAAGCUGGCUACGAUUUGCUGCUAGGAGUAGCCCGGAGAGAGCCCUUGGCCUAGGGCUUCCGCGGGGCGGCCACCACCACUAUGGGCACCCCAGUGAAAUGGUUAAUCACAACCACGCUUCUAGUAUGGUUCGCGCAUCACACAUAUGCGCAAUUUUGGCAAGAUUUGACCGGAGGCGUGGGCCUAUUUAAUCGCAACGAACGAGAAUACGCGCGACCACCAGCACAGCCUUACAUCGACCCCAGUUACAAUGUGAUAGACACGGUCAGCGGUGCCCAGGGUCCACCGACGAAGAACUGCACCGGAAGCGGAUGCUGUACGCCGAAAUGUUUUGCCGAAAAGGGAAAUCGUGGCUUCCCAGGUCCACCGGGUUUGCAAGGCCCCAAGGGCAUGCAGGGAUUCCCCGGUGCGGAAGGUUUGCCCGGUAGCAAAGGAGCCAAAGGUGAACCCGGACCAAUGGGACCGAUCGGAUUGAAAGGUGAUCGUGGCCGCAAUGGGCUGCCUGGAUAUCCAGGUGUACCCGGAACCAAUGGCUUACCUGGUGCGCCAGGUGCCCCCGGUAUCCCCGGUGUGGACGGAUGCAACGGCACCGAUGGUCUGCCGGGUUUGCCUGGUUUGAAGGGCGAGCCUGGUCCUCGAGGCUAUCCUGGUCUACGGGGUGACAAGGGAGAAAAAGGCGAGGCAGCACGUGAUCCAGAAAAUUACAACAAAGGCCAAAAGGGAGAACCUGGUCUAGAUGGCGCAGAAGGACCACAAGGUCGUCAAGGAGAGCCCGGAGAACGAGGAUCCGAAGGACGCCCGGGCCAACAAGGAAAUCCAGGCACACACGGCGAAAAAGGUGACAAAGGCUUGAAGGGUUUCUGCAUAAAAGGACAGAAAGGUGAAAAGGGUGUCAAGGGAGCGGAAAUUCAGGAAACUAUCGGGGAGACAACAUACACCGGGCCCCAAGGUCAAAAAGGCGAUAAAGGUGAUGAAGGCCUACCUGGACUAUCCGGAGAAAAGGGUCAAGCCGGAGACCGCGGACCAGGCGGAGAUCGGGGUCUCAAGGGCGAAAAGGGUUUACCGGGUCAACCAGGUCCUAGAGGACGUGAUGGUAAUUUCGGACCCGUUGGUUUGCCUGGUCAAAAAGGUGACCGCGGUAUCGAAGGUCUACACGGAUUGAAGGGAAUGCCAGGACCGAAAGGUGAUUCAGGAAAAGAUGGCUACCCGGGAUUACAAGGUCUUCCUGGACCUCCGGGUCCACCAGGUGGUGGUGAAGGUCGUCCUGGCGCUCCCGGUCCGAAAGGUCCACGCGGCUACCCAGGUCCCCCGGGUCCCAAAGGAAUUGACGGUUUCCCUGGAGAUCCAGGACCACGAGGACAAAUUGGUCCAAAAGGAGGACAAGGUAUCCCCGGUCGUCCAGGCCCAGAAGGUUUCCCCGGCGAAAAAGGUGAAAAAGGAGAACCCGGAGCGAUCGGUUUACCAGGACCACAAGGUACACGAGGAUUCCCAGGUGCACCUGGAGCUGAGGGUCUUCGAGGAGAAACUGGUGAACCCGGUGUUGGUAUUCCCGGCCAGAAAGGUAACGCCGGAAUGGCUGGUUUUCCAGGAUUGAAAGGACAAAAGGGAGAACGUGGCUUCAAAGGUCUAAUGGGUGCCCCUGGUGAUGCAAAGGAAGGUCGCCCUGGUCUACCAGGUAGAGCAGGACGUGACGGCGAAAAGGGAGACGCUGGAAGACCCGGCCUUCCAGGGGUGAAAGGUGAACGUGGAGAAAAAGGAGACAUUGGAGGACGCUGUUCUGAUUGUCGACCAGGAAUGAAGGGAGAAAAGGGAGAACGUGGAUAUGACGGCACUGCUGGACGUCCUGGAUCUCCUGGUCCUGCAGGUGAACGUGGUUAUCCCGGUGAAAUGGGACUUGACGGAAGCCCUGGUUUGCGAGGUGCACCUGGAUUCAAGGGUGAGCCUGGACUACCAGGUAAUCCGGGAUCUGACGGAGAACGGGGUGAAUCGGCAAUCGUUGAUUUGAGCCAAGUAAAGCCUGAGAAAGGAGACAAAGGCAUGUCAGGUGAAGCCGGACUUCCUGGUAUCAAAGGAGAACGAGGUGAUCUGGGUAGCCCUGGUCCUAUCGGACCAAGAGGACCAGCUGGUCCCAAAGGUGACAAAGGGCGACCAGGAGAACCUGGUAUCGAUGGAACUCCGGGAGCACCAGGUCGAGACGGUACUCCAGGAAAACACGGCGAAUCGAUCCGAGGUGAACCAGGAUUGAAGGGUAAUCCUGGAUAUGUGGGAGAAAAAGGUGACAAGGGUAUUGUAGGUUUGAAGGGUGAACCUGGCAGAUGUGCCAGUAUUCCAAAGAACCUGGAAGAAGCUAUCAAAGGGCCGCCUGGAUCUCCUGGCGAAAAAGGUUUCAUGGGUCCACAGGGUAUUCGAGGGGAAAAGGGAGACAAGGGUGAUCGUGGUUUGACUGGGCUCGGUGGAUCUCAGGGUCCACAAGGUCCACCUGGUCCAGUUGGCCCAAGAGGUUUGCCAGGUCCACGAGGUGAAAAGGGUAGUCCAGGUCCAAUGGGAUUCCCAGGAAAUCCUGGAAAAGACGGUGGACCGGGAAUUCCGGGUCUACCGGGUCCAAAGGGUACUAAAGGUGAUCCAGGAUUGUCAAUGGUUGGUCCACCUGGUCCUAAAGGUAACACUGGUUUGCGUGGUCCGAAGGGAGAUCGCGGAGGUUCAGGCGAUCGUGGGGAUCCUGGACCACCGGGCAUUGUUGGAUAUCCUGGAGAAAAGGGAGACGCUGGUAUUGCAGGCAUUCCAGGUUUACCGGGGCAAGUCGGUCCCAAAGGUGAACCAGGUCCAAAAGGUCCCGCUGGUCUUCCAGGUGCUCCAGGUCGGCCAGGUAUUGAUGGCGUGAAAGGAUUGCCCGGGUUGAAGGGGGAUAUUGGUGCACCUGGUGUCAUUGGAUGGCCUGGACAGAAAGGUGAUACAGGUCCUCCCGGUAAUGAUGGUUCCAAAGGAUUCCAAGGUCGUAAAGGUGUUCAAGGAUUACCAGGUGCUCCUGGAUUGCCAGGCUUGCAAGGACCGAAAGGAGAACGUGGCGACAAAGGAGACAAAGGUGAAUACGGUCUUUCAGGUGCUCCUGGUUUGGUGGGCCCUCCAGGUCCUCCAGGCCCUAAGGGAGACAAAGGAUUAUUAGGUCCUCCAGGUUUGGAUGGUUUGACAGGACUUCCUGGUGAGAAGGGUGAUCGUGGUUAUACUGGUCCACCUGGACCAGUUGGUGAGCCUGGAUCUUCAUCUGAAAAGGGACAAAAGGGUGAGCCGGGAGCUCCCGGGUUGCGUGGAAUUGAUGGACGACCAGGCCUGAAUGGUGUUCCUGGAGCAAAGGGAGAACCUGGAUUGCCAGGAUAUGGAAGACCUGGAGCGCCUGGCGAGAAAGGUGAUCGUGGUAAUUCAGGUAUGGAUGGUUUAGCCGGUCUUGAUGGACAAAAAGGAGAUGCUGGCGUUACCGGAUUCCCAGGUAUCAAGGGUGAUAAGGGCAGUGCUGGUCUCCCAGGAAUUCCAGGAUCUCCAGGUAUGGAUGGACAACCAGGCCCUGAAGGUGUUCCCGGCCUUAGAGGUCUAGAUGGAGAGAAGGGCUCUAAAGGUGAGGUUGGUCGCAUUGGAGAACGUGGUGAUCGUGGUGACAAGGGUGACAUGGGUCCACCAGGACCUCCUGGCUACAUGGGGCUUAAAGGUGAGCGAGGUAUUCCCGGAGAACGAGGAACUCCAGCCACUGUUCAGGAUGUCAAGGGAGAUAAGGGUGAAACUGGGUUGCCAGGAGCUCCUGGUCUGCCAGGCAAAGUUGGAGUCCCUGGUUUGGUUGGAGAGAUGGGAAUGAAGGGAUCACAGGGUGUGCAAGGACAACCAGGAUUCCCAGGUCCCCCAGGAUUGCCAGGUCUACCAGGAAUGAAGGGUGAUCUUGGACCAAUAGGCGAGAAAGGUGAACCAUGCCCAGUUGUGAAAGGUGAAAAGGGUCUCCCCGGUAGACCUGGUAAGAAUGGUAGAGAUGGUGGCCCAGGACCCGUCGGAGAAAAGGGAGACAAAGGACUACCUGGAUUAACUGGUCCUGAAGGUCCUCCUGGAUUGCCUGGCCCACUUGGACGACAAGGUGAAAAGGGUGAUCGAGGUGACUCUGGCAUUGAAGGACGACCAGGAAAAGACGGAAUGCCCGGACCGCAAGGAUUGAAGGGCGAUCGUGGAUUCCCAGGAGAGAAGGGCAAUCCAGGACCACCUGGCUUCCCUGGACCUCAAGGUGAGAAGGGUGACAGAGGUCGAGAUGGUCGCGAUGGUUUCAAUGGCCCACAAGGUCCUAAGGGCGACCGUGGUUUACAAGGCCCGGAGGGAGCCCCUGGAUUAGUUGGAGUAUUCGGUGAGAAGGGUGACCGAGGUGCUAGAGGUCUGCCUGGUUUGGAUGGUGCACCAGGUGAAAAGGGACAGAAGGGUGAAACUCCUCUGUUGCCUCCACAGCGUAAGGGACCUCCUGGUCCACCUGGUUUCGACGGUCAAAAGGGUGAGAAGGGUCUUCCGGGUCUUCAAGGUCCGCCGGGUAUCCCGGGAGCUCCUGGAGCACCAGGUGAAAUGGGAAUGCGAGGACUUGAAGGUGCACGUGGUUUGCAGGGUAUUCGAGGAGAAAUUGGUAUGGAAGGUCGUCCUGGUCGCGACGGUUUCCCUGGAAUUCCUGGAGCUAAGGGUGAACCAGGAGCUCCUUGUUCACCUGCUCCUGAUUAUCUCACUGGAAUUCUGCUCGUUAGGCACAGUCAGUCUGAGGAAAUUCCUCAGUGUGAUGAGGGUCAUGUCAAGCUUUGGGACGGUUAUUCUUUGCUAUACGUCGAUGGCAACGAUUAUCCACAUAAUCAAGAUUUGGGUUCAGCUGGUUCAUGUGUUCGUAAGUUCUCAACACUGCCAAUUCUGGCUUGUGGUCAGAAUAAUGUGUGCAACUAUGCCUCGAGAAACGAUAGGACAUUCUGGUUGUCGACGUCGGCUCCGAUUCCGAUGAUGCCUGUGACUGAACAUGAGAUGCGUCCGUACAUUUCACGUUGUACAGUUUGCGAAGUUCCGUCCAACGUGAUCGCGGUGCACAGUCAGUCGCUGGCGAUACCAACCUGUCCGAAUGGCUGGGAGGGUCUGUGGAUCGGUUACAGUUUCUUAAUGCACACUGCCGUUGGUCAUGGUGGCGGUGGACAGUCUC
Messenger RNA from Aedes albopictus (Asian tiger mosquito), 5715 nucleotides. RefSeq names its product collagen alpha-1(IV) chain (gene Col4a1). Gene Ontology annotation, molecular function: extracellular matrix structural constituent conferring tensile strength. Gene Ontology annotation, biological process: extracellular matrix organization. The record is from RefSeq and is a predicted model, not a curated record. Lineage: Eukaryota; Metazoa; Arthropoda; Insecta; Diptera; Culicidae. Gene Ontology annotation, cellular component: collagen trimer.